AUGAGCACUAGUAAUUAUACUGCCGCUCCCCCACCGUAUCGCGACGACUCUAGGAAGCUAUCCACCAUACCUUCUGAGAAUGGUGCAUCCGAACCCCUCUUGGGUAGCCCUAGGGCAGGUACCAGUGCAGGAGGUAUCUACGACCAGCCUGAGCUAGGAGACAUUCCCGAUGAUUUCAAGUACGGAACGACUGUCGCAGAUAGCGCGCCCGAAAUCAGGAAUGCAUUUGUUCGAAAGGUUUACACUAUUCUAUUUUGUCAAAUCCUGGCAACCUGUGUCGUAGCGGGCGGCAUCUCCCAUUCGCCUGACACCAUCUUCUGGGUGCAGACUCACAUUUGGUCGUUCUAUAUCCCCCUCUUUGGAACCCUCAUAAAUCUUGGUCUUCUUUAUUGGAAGCGUCAUAGCCACCCAUCUAACCUUAUUUUACUUUCCACCUUUACUUUGUUCGAGGCCUUCACUCUCGGUGUGAUGGUCGCAUUCUUUGACAAUGCGAUUGUCCUCCAGGCACUCUUGAUUACCCUUGGAGUGUUCCUUGGGUUGACUUUAUUCACUCUACAGUCGAAGUAUGACUUCUCCGGAAUGGGAGCGUGGUUGUUUGGAGGUCUGAUCGCGCUGAUGAUGACGGGACUCGUUGGGAUCUUCAUUCCAUUUGGACGUACUAUGGAUAUCGUCAUCGCUGGUGGCGGCUGUAUUCUCUUCAGCGGCUAUAUUAUCUACGACACCUACAUGAUCACUAAGCGGCUGUCCCCCGACGAGUACAUUAUGGCUGCUAUCAGUCUUUACCUUGAUUUCAUCAAUCUCUUCAUCAACAUUCUCCGCCUUUUGAACGACCUUCAAGAGCGAUAA
Molecule: messenger RNA, 846 nt
Organism: Fibroporia radiculosa
Lineage: Eukaryota; Fungi; Basidiomycota; Agaricomycetes; Polyporales; Fibroporiaceae
Exons: 10
Coding region: 1-846 (281 amino acids)
Cellular component (GO): membrane
Source: RefSeq, a predicted model, not a curated record